AUGCACCCUUUCCUUUUCUGUCACUUUGUUAACAAAUUUCACAAAAUCUUGAUUAAUCAUUCAAUGGGGUGGUUGCUUCUGUUUUUUUAUCUUUUUUUCUUUCAUUUUCCAUCAUUCUCUUCUUCUUUCAGUUUCUUAUGUCAUCGUGAUGAGAGUUCCGCUUUGCUUCAGUUCAAGUCCUCAUUCCUUAUAAGUAGUUAUUGUGAUGAAUCUCUUAUGAAAACAGCAACAUGGAAAAAUGGGAGUGAUUGUUGCUCAUGGCAUGGGGUCACUUGUGACACUAUCUCUGGUCAUGUCAUUGGUCUUAACCUUGGUGAUGAUUGCCUUACCGGUGGUAUAUUACAUCCCAACAAUACCCUUUUCCAUCUUUCUCAUCUCCAAACACUCGACCUUUCUGGCAAUGAUUUCUCCCACUUCCAUUUUCAUUCUAUGUUUGCGAGUCUUACGAGUCUUACACAUCUUGACUUGUCUGCAUCUUCCUUUGAAGGUGAUGUUCCUCCUCAAAUCUCACACCUUUCUAAAUUAACAUCACUUCGUCUCUCUUACAAUCGUGAGUUAAUCUGGAAAGAGAGCACUUUGAAGAGACUUGUGCAAAAUGCAACAAAUUUAAAGGAGUUGUUUUUGGCUGACACAAAUAUGUCUUCAAUAAGACUAAACUCCUUUGAUUUGCUCUUCAAUCAUUCUUCCUCUUUGGUUACUCUAGAUCUUACAUCCACAGGAUUAAGGGGAAGCUUCAAACAAAGCAUUCUCUGCUUACCAGGUAUUCAAGAACUUUAUAUGUCAAGUAAUGACUUUAGAAGUCAGCUUCCAGAGUUGAGUUGCAGUAACUUUCUCAGAAUUUUGGAUUUUUCAUUUAAUGGUUUUCAAGGACCUAUUCCUCCAUCGUUUUCUAAUUCUUCCAUUCUCACUUCUCUAGAUUUCUACGCAAACUCUCUUAACGGUUCAAUUCCAUCCUCACUUUUAAUUCUUCCACGUCUAACUUCGUUGAUUCUCCCUCACAAUGAUCUUAGUGGUCAAAUUCCAAAUGUAUUUCACCAAUCAAAUACAUUUCAAGAACUAGAUUUGAGUUAUAACAAAAUUGGAGGUGAGCUUCCAAUAUCACUUUCAAACCUUCAUCACCUCACUAGAUUAAGCCUUUCUUCCAAUUCAUUUAAUGGUCAGAUCCCAGAUGCGUUUGGUGGGAUGGCCAAACUGCAAGAACUCUAUCUAUAUUCAAACAAUUUUGAAGGACAACUUCCUUCUUCAUUAUUUACCUUGAAUCAACUUGUAACAUUAGAUUCUUCAGAUAAUAAAUUAGUGGGUCCCUUAAUCAACAAAAUCUCAGGGUUUCAAAAGCUAACUUAUUUAAUUUUGGAUAACAACUUGUUAAACGGAACAAUUCCUUCCUCCCUGUUAUCUUUGCCUUGUUUGAAAAGGUUAUCUCUAAGAAACAAUCGAUUUACAGGGCAUAUAAGUGCAAUCUCAUCGUAUUCGUUAAAAGAACUUGAUCUAUGCUAUAAUAAGCUACAAGGCAGUAUUCCAAAAUCAAUUUUCAACCUUUCAAACCUAACUACACUAUGUCUAGCAUCUAACAAUUUGAGUGGUGUUGUUGAUUUUCAACAUUUUUUCAAACUUCAAAAUUUGACUUAUUUGUCUCUUUCAUAUAAUAGUCAAUUGUCACUAGACAUUGAAACCAAUGAUGUCGAUUACAAUUUUUCUCAAUUACAAAAAUUAGAAUUGUCAUCUUUAAAUUUGAAUCAACUUCCCAAAUUCAUAGGAAAACUCCCAUAUUUGUAUUCUCUUGAUAUGUCCAAUAACAGAUUUACUGGAAGAGUGCCCAAUUGGUUACUUGAAAAAAUGAAUGAUCAAGGAUAUUUGAACCUCUCUCAAAACAUGUUCACAUCAAUAGAUCAAAUCUCAACAACUAGUUACCAGCUCAGUUCCCUUGAUCUUAGUUUUAACUUACUACAAGGUGAACUUUCUGCCUCCAUUUGCAACAUGAGUUCACUAAAAUUUCUCAAUCUUGCACACAAUAAAUUGACAGGCAAUACUUUUAGCGGUCCUUUACCAAAAGCCUAUGUUGAACGGUUUGAAUCCAUGAAAGUUAAUGAGGAUGGCAGUUUGUCAUAUAUAAAAUCAUCAGUGUUUGAUGGCUAUGUAAGUUUCACAUUUGCAACGGAAUUAGAUGUAUAUAAGAGUUACUAUGAUUCCAUGACUGUGACAUUGAAAGGAAUCGAUAUACCAAUGGUAAAAAUUCCAACAAUCUUUGUAAUUAUUGAUUUGUCUAGAAACAUGUUUGAAGGAGAGAUUUCAAAUGUUAUUGGUGAGCUUCAUGGACUCGUAGGGCUUAACCUUUCUCAUAACAGACUCAUUGGUCAUAUUCCGCAAUCCAUGGGAAACUUGACAAACUUGGAAUGGUUGGAUCUCUCCUCAAAUAUGUUGAUUGGAAACAUGGGGUUAUGCGGAUUUCCGUUGUCAAAGAAAUGUGGACCUGAACAACUUUCUCCACCUUCUUCCAACAACUCUGAGAGUGAAGAGAAAUUUGGAUUUGGAUGGAAACCAGUGGCAAUAGGAUAUGGGUGUGGAUUUGUGUUUGGAAUAGGCCUUGGAUAUUUCAUGUUUUUAUUUGGAAAGCCAAGAUGGCUUGUGAUCAUAUUUGGUGGCCAACCAAAGAGAAGAGUGAGAAGAACAGCAGGAGUGAGGAGAACCAAUGGUUCAACCAUGAAUCAAAUGAUACAAAUGUCAUAG
Molecule: messenger RNA, 2727 nt
Organism: Vicia faba (fava bean)
Lineage: Eukaryota; Viridiplantae; Streptophyta; Magnoliopsida; Fabales; Fabaceae
Source: the annotation of a GenBank genome assembly